Messenger RNA from Toxorhynchites rutilus septentrionalis, 11181 nucleotides. It is a transcript of the gene mura, whose product is annotated as E3 ubiquitin-protein ligase RNF38. The transcript is spliced from 9 exons. The record is from RefSeq and is a predicted model, not a curated record. Lineage: Eukaryota; Metazoa; Arthropoda; Insecta; Diptera; Culicidae. The coding region runs from base 6505 to 8607 and encodes 700 amino acids.
AGUUCAUGAGCGGUCAUUUUAAGCUGUUUAUAAUGCAUAUAGUAGUCGUUGUAUAAUAACAUGGCGGGAUGCUGAACAUUACUGAACAUUAAUUCUUGUAUUUUAUGCACCUGUGUUACUACAUCUUAACGAGUGUUCUUUGAGCCUUGAUUACCGUAGUUUUGCGAUGAACAUAAUGAUAUUGAAUGAUGAUUUGACGAACAUAUAACGCCAUAGAGUAAUGUGAGACGAGUGACUUUUUGUUUCUUUUAAGAUGGUAGCAAAAAUGUCUUCAAGUUGUUUGGAACCAAAAUAUUCCAAUUUCGAAUCGAUAUAUAAGUGGUUCCUAGUCUUUCUACCUCUAGCACCUUUUUUGAAUCAAUUAAGUCUUCCGCGGGCCCUGAAUGAAAUCAUGGAUGAAUCAUGCGGCGGUCAAAGAAUCGUUGUUUUGAAACGCUUGUUUUCCUUAUUAUUUUGUUUAAAUCUCAUGUUAUAUAGGGCAACAACUCAUUCGAUGGGACUUCCUGCACUUGAUAUACUAUUUAUGUAAUAUGAUGCUACAUGUUUGCAAUAAUGCAAAUCUCAUAUCAACGUCCAAUUCGGAUUUUGACUUGUCUUGUCUCGAUUUAAAAAAAGAGUUGAAAGUUAGCGGGGAUAUAUAGAAACAAAAGGAGCUGUUUAUGAGCUGGGAAAUCAUGUCUUGUAUUUCUAUGGAAAAUGUGACCCAAGUAGAUACAAACAGGAUUGAGGAAUGGAGCAGCAUUUGCGCGCACUAGAAAUCCAAAUGAGCAAUUAUUUCCGAUUUAAGAUUCGUGUACAACCCGUCCCUUUUGUCAGUCAUAAUGCUGAGCCUCUUGCGAUAUCGACCUUCAGGUGAUCGUUCUUAGUCUUUGCCACAAAUACAUAAAUAACAUGUAGCUUAAUCAGUUAAAUUUGCUUGCCCUAUAGCUUCAAGUUUCGUGAAUUCAGACACUCAUACACAGUAUGCAUUUUAAGUUCUGAGACUCAGACUAUCUUGUAUAGCCAUGAAUGCUGUCGUAUGAAAAUUCAUGUCUCGAAGACUCAUGUAUGUACAAUGCACUCACCAAGCUGUAAAUCUUCCAGCAAAAUACGCCUUAUGCUGCGCUUGGAAACGUUGCUAGACUCUUGUUUGCGGAAAGGUUUGCGCCGAACAGGUACACGAACGACAUGGAUGACAUUGUGUAGCCGUACCGAGUUCGGACGCACCCUCUAUCUUUAACUGAGAGAACUAUGAAAAACUCAAUUAAUAAUUACAGGAACACAACCAAAAUUUUUCGCUAAAGUAAUAUGUUUUUUUUACUGAUUUACAUUUUAAGUUAAUGUUUUUCAUUUGUCGUACCUAGAUAUUUCGAAGUUUAUUGCUAUGAAUUUGAAAAAAAACUAGACUUCUUUAUUGUAUAACUGUUGAUGGAAAAACUACAUACAGAUUUAAAACUUUUCUUUAUGAAUCAUUGAUAAGGUGAAUAAACAAUGACCCAAAUAAUUUCAUAAUAACGUAACGUCUGAGUGAUGCAACCAUAUGCUGUUACCAAAAUAUCAAUAAAAUAAAAAGGUAUAUAAAACUUAUUCCACUUUUCAUGAUUUUAGGAUUUUGGCACUGAGAAAAGAGUCUCGAUUGAUCAAUUUCAGAAAUAUUUGUUCUAUGUCUGUUUUUUGCUCAAAAUAAAAACUUCACAUUUGACAUCACUGAUCAUACCAAGAAAAAGUGUCAGAAGUCUUUCCAGUCUACCAAAUAAAACGUUUCAAUGAAACUCGUGUAUUGGAAUAGGAUAUUUUGCUCUACUCGACAGUGACUGGAGCUGAGACGAGAUGAAUUGUUCGUCUCGUCAUAUGGAAUAUGGCCCUAUAUAUAAGGAGAUUGUUACACCUGACCGAACAGCUAUAUAUAAGGAGAUUGUUACACCUGACCGAACAGCUAAUGGACGAUAUUACCCCAGAGUUUUGAAGCAUUUGACGGCCAGAAUCCUCCGAACUCCCCAACCCAAACCUCACAAUCCAGGAAGUUUGGCUCUUCUAUAAAACAAUGAGAGUAUUCAGAUCCACAUAUUCGAUGAAGUUUGAAGACCAUAUCAAACAAUGGUUCCGGCAGAGUCUUACUGGCAAUGUCAUAUCGAUGAACCAUACAAUUAAAACCUUCGGCGUUUGGAGCACGCUGCUUAACCUUUUACUGAAGCAUUACUUGGUCACUGGUCCCUCAAUCCAAUUCGAAAAAAGCAUUGAUUUAGGCCAUCAUAUAUUCAGAUUUGGUAGUAUCUUCCAAAUCGUAAACGUACCACACAAAUGUCUUCAGUUGGGCACAGGAUCUGACAUCCGUAGAUUCAUCGUGUUGGAUUGCAACUGAUUUGUCAACAAUUCAUUGAUUUUUUAUAUCACACUGGAUUCUUCUUGUACGUGAUUUUUUUCGCGAUUCACUCGAAAUACGCGAUUUUUUUACGAGAUUUACUCGAAAUUAAGCGAUUGUUUCCAAGCGAUUUUCUUGAGAUUACGCGUUUCUUUACGCGUUUUUUAGCCCACACACGGCCACUCGCCACUCUAGUGGGUAAUCUAGCAGAACUUUUCCGGAAAAUAAAAUUUUGAUCCUAUCUAAUUUGUUUCAAUGAACAAAAACCACAAAGUUUCACUGCAAUCUGAGAUGGUGCUGGCAACUCCUAAGACGAAUUGGUAUGAAAUUCGUCAUCUUCCCCUUUGCGAUCGAAGACUGUUGACAAUCUUCAACCAAUCUUCAGAUCUAGGAUCAGUCGAUCUUUAGAAAACGGUCGAUCUUGGUGGAUGAUUUUCCAAACGGCGUAGGGAUCGAUUCACUGAUUAAAUCGGUACUAAAGAAUCAAUCUUUGAAAAAUGGAAUUCCUUUUUUCCAAUUUACUUACUUAUUCUAUAUAAAUGUCGCCUUUUCUUUAAUCCUCGAUUCAUACAAUAUAUUUACGAUUACAUUGUUCAUAAACAUAUGUCUCUGAUAAACCAUACUUUAAAGUCACCUAAUUGAAGUAUUACGGAAGAUAUUAAUAAAAAUCUACAAAUAUUAGUUCGAUUCAGAGGAAGAUACUGAGAGUUCUUUUAGUUGAGGGUGUAUGAGAAUCGUGUGUUUAUGAAUCUAGGGUUAAACAUGGAAUAAACAUUCCACAUUUCUAUUCAAACAUCAAAGGCAUUUUUUUAUUCUGAGCAUGAAGGUUACAAAAAGAAAACUUGAAAGUCCAGAAAAAUAGUAUUUUCCAGGGCAUUUACCUUGUACCGUCCUGAAAUCAUUUAAUAUAAUAAAAUAACUGAAAAUUAUUAGAAAAUCAACAACUGAUAUUCAUCUAGAACUCCGCCAAACGUCGGGCAGUUAGUUGGAAACUUAAUAGUAUUCACAGUUCUGGAACAAAACUUUUCGGCCCUGAUGUAAUCAUCCAGUUCCGUCUCGAUUUUCACUGUCAGUUUAGUGUAUAUGUUGGCGUAAAUAUAACUGAUUGUUUUGUAAUUAUCAAACUUACAAAACUGCUUCUCCUAAAUUUACGACCACUAAUUUGACAACCUUGAAAAGGAUCCAAUGUUUAUGAAAUUUGUCAGGUGGUUUUAAGUGUGAUUAAAAUCAAUGUUCAUUGGAAAAUUAAAAAUCUAAAAAAUCUGCUAUCAAAAAGAUCCGAAAUAUCGAAAACAAAAGAUCGAUUUUCUCGAUUGGAUUGGAGUACAAAGAAUCGAUCCGAAAAAUCGGAAAUAGGAGAGGGAAAGCUCGAUCUUCUAAAUAUCGAUCCAAAAUCGCCCAAUCCUAAUUGGAUCUACAACAAUACCAAACCCAAGAAAUCAUGGGUAGACCCAGUAUAACGAGGUCGCAACCAAAACGGAAGUUCCGCAGUCAGUCUAUCUUCUAUCUUCUAUCCAUAUAUAUAAAAAUGGAUUUCUGUCUGUCUGUCUGAUUCUUAUAGACUCGAGAACUACUGAACCGAUCAACAUGAAAAUUGGUAUGUAGGAGUUUUCGGGAUGAUGGCCCCCCUCUCUAAGGGCCAUACAAAUGAAACACAAAUUUCUGUAUAACUCGGGAAUUAAUCAAGCAAAUGGAACGAAAUUUGGCAUGUGAAAGUUUUAGGGUGUAAUAAAUAUUUUUACGGUUGUUAGACACUCCAUACAAAUGAAACACAAAUUUCUGCAUAACUUGAGAAUGAAUCAAGCAAAUGAAACCAAAUUUGGCAUGUGGAGGUUUUAGGGUGCAAUAAAUGUUUCUAUGGUGGUUAGACACUCCACCCCCCCUCUAUAAGGGGGAGCUGCCAUACAAAUGAAAAACAAAUUUCUGCAUAAUUCGAAAACUAAUCAAGCAAAUGGAGCCAAAUUUGUCAUGCGAAUGUUUUAGGGGACACGAAACGUUUCCAUGGUGAAUAGACACUCCUCCCCUCUCUCUGAGGAGGGAGCUGCCAUACAAAUGAAACUCAAAUUUUUGCAUAACUCGAGAAUUAAUCAAGAAAAUGGAACCAAAUUUUGCAUGUGGAGGUUUUAGGGUGCAAUAAAUGUUUUUACGGUGGUUAGACACUCCACCCCUCUCUCUAAGGGGGAGCUGCCAUACGAAUGAAACGCAAAUUUUUGCAUAACUCGAGAAUUAAUCAAGCAAAUGAAACCAAAUUUGGCAUGCGGAUGUUUUAGGGUGCAAUAAAUGUUUUUACGGUGGUUAGACACUCCACCUACAUCUCUAAGAGGGAGCUGCCAUACAAAAUUAGAGGAUCAAUCAAUGAACAGUUCUGCGAUUGGACUCAUGAACUUGCUCAUAGUAUGGAAACAUGAAUGUUUGGAAGUAUUGAUAACAAAAAACAAAUUUUGGGCGGGACGAAGUUUGCCAGGUCAGCUAGUUUCCAAUAAAUGCUUAUCCUCAGCCUUUUUCUGACAAUAUUUUGAGAAAAACUUGAGAUCCCACGCUUCAAAUAUUAGGUGCGUGUUGAUACUUGAAUUAUUUGCAAGAUCUGAAAAAAACGUAAUAGCUCUGAGUCAGAGACUAGGAGUUGGUAACUAGGGCAUUACUUAAGCUAUUACAAGCCUGGAAGGCAAACACUUCCGUAUCAAAUCACAAGCAAGAAGAAACCCGUUUCAUCAUUUCUCGCGUUGUAUCCUCUCUCUACGAACACGUUGUUAUCGGUAAGGAUCUGUUAAAAUGUUGCAUUUUUUUCUUUUUUCAUGCAUUUAUUCGUUAACGGUGUUUUUCCAAAAUCAGUUGCGUACUUUCGAUACAUAGCCAUAACAUCUUUUGAAAUUGUUUCCAAUUUUAUUUUGUAAUGGGCAAAUAAUAUUAAAAUAUUUAUGAUUUAUUUUUUUUUCGACCGAAUACUCUCAUCUGUAGCUAUACAAAUAUCUCUGAUGUUAACGCUUUGCACCACAAUCAUUAAUGGGGCUAGUGUUUCCAAACAAGACCAUGGCAUUAUUUGUUGUUAUUCCGAUAGAAUUCACCGGAUGGCGACAAUAUGAGCGUGACGCAUGUGCAUAAAUUACAAGCAAAUGUGCGCAAGACCGAGGCCACAGCCUCUUGCUUACAGCAUAAAAAAAAAUUCAUGGCUUUUUGAAAUUAAAGUAAAACGCGUACCGAUAAUAUAUGUCGUACAAUGAAAUUGCUCCUGUUUAUAUGAAGCAGUUCUGUGGGAACGGAAAAGAGCACAUAUUUGUUUAAAUGUUUAGUUUACAUUCUUGGUGGUAAACAGUCCACAGUGAAACUAUGUUGCGUUCACUCCAGCCAAGAAAAGAUAUUUGGACAACACCAACCCAGUUACAGUCAAGUAUAUGUGCGUAUCGAUUUGCGAAGCGGUUUGAAGGGAAGAAAACUCCAUCAAAUCACCGGCUCUGAAUAGUGACAGGCAAGAUUCUUCGUUCCAGCUUGCUCCCUGCUGCGGAAAUGAACAUAAGACUACUGCACUGAAACGCGCGAAGAAUGGUCAACUCACCCUCACCUGCAGUUGUUUAUUUCUUGGUGUAAGCUGCCUCGUUAGUUUAUCACGUGUUUGCCUGAACUUUUACGCUAUUCCACCUAUACAUACUAUUUGUAGUUGUCAACCAUAGGAUUGCGUUCGCGGUACAUGUAAAUGGUGAAAUAUAGACGUUGUGCGGCCGGUUUGAUUCAUGAAUGAAUUAGACAUCGAUAUGACGAAGAAACGUACUUAAAUCGUGUUGUGAAACGUAUCGUGCGAAAUAGUGUGAUACAUGCUUAUGCCUUGUCGAGAAUAAAUUGUGAAAAUAAGCUAAAUUUCGAUCGGUCAAUAUCGAGCUAAUACAAGGCGAUUUAUUGGUGUACUGAUUAAAUAAAAAGACAUCACUGACAACGAGUGAAAGCAAAGUGAAAAAUAAAGGAUACAAAUUCAGAGAAAACAUCAAAUCAUUUUAGUCAUAGAAACCUACGCACUUCAUUGUGAACUUUGUGGAAAACUUAGCAGAGAGAAUAUUUGUGGCUGUGUAAUUGAAACUGCUUGGCGUUAUUGUUACAGGAAAACAAUCCUAAGGUGACAGUAGUGUUUGUAAUAUUGUCGUGAAUCGUAGCCGGGGGAAUACAGCCAAACUAUGAAUCCAGGGCAUUCGGGAACAUCGAGGCGACCCUAUUCAAGGGGAAACGCUCCAAGGAAUCGCUCUCGUAUUCCGUUUUCACCUCAUCAUUCCCAUCAUUCCAACCGCAACCAUGGUGGACAUAAUCAAGCGUGGUACAAUAAGGACAUGGAAAGCAGCUUUAACUAUGGUGAUAAUAAUGGGAAUAGUCCUAAAGAAUCCUACACAUAUUCACCAAAAUCCCCGCCAAUGCAAUUACAUUCCCCUUCCAUCACAAAUCGUCCAAUCUUAAUGCCUUACGGUGCUACUGAUGAUGGUAGUGUUAAUAAUAGAUCUCAACAAAUUCUUAGAGCUGGACCAAGUCAUAUUGACCGUCGUAAUAACAUGAGUAUGCAGGAUAGAAACCGGCAUACGACAAGUAUUUCAACUGUUGAUCGACAUUCGAAUCACUUUGAAGGACCUUCUCACUCGUCUAGAGGGUCUGAUUUGCAUCUUGACAACAGAUCUCUGUUAUCGAUUGAUUCGAUGCGAAAUAGUCGUGAGAAUAAUAGGGAACGUGUUAGCCCUCCGUAUCAUCAGGUUAGUGGUUCCCACUCUAACCACCAAACUCCAAGUCCUCCAUACGGCUCUGAGGGAAACAAUGGUAUAAAAUCGGAUAGUCCGUCUCGUAAACGACGUCGUGUUUCGAGAAUGCCUAGUCAGUCUCCACCAGCCAUUUGGGAGAAUCGAAGAUCACCUCGAAAUUCUAAUAGUCAUCAUAAUAAUCAACACAACCAUCUUCCACAACAACAGCAACAGCAACAUCAACAACAACAACAACUUCAACAUGCAAAUCAACUUCUUCAAACUCAACAUAAUCAUUUACAUCUGCCUCAGCAUCAAUCUGGUUCUGCACAACUGCAACAGGGCAGUCCACCAUUGCGUAGACCACGAUUCCGAGAACAGCCACGUCCUUGGGAAUCGAUGCCACAGGUUUUCCAACAACCAUCACCACCUCAACCACAGCAUCCAUCGUUAAUGGUUGAUAUCAACCAGGUCCCUGUGAGCCUUCCACUGGGCCACCAUGAGCAGCUGUGGACAUAUUCGGCGGGACCACACAUCUCAAUAUGCUCAGGACAUCCAGCUGCACCUCAUAUACCUCCGUGUCAGGUCCAUGGAGUUUAUUCACAACCUUUUGCUCAAACAUGUAAUAUUGGCGGACAUUUUGGAGCAUUCGCAUCGACACCCACUGCUUUGGCCGUACCUCACCCGCAACCCCAUCAGCCACAUUACCAACACCCACAUCUGACUCAACAGCGCACUGAUGGGUUAUCUCUUGACGGUUUGGACCAUGCUAGUGCUUCGCCCCUGCAUGUAUCCCCACUUGCAGCCGCCCAUAUCCAUUCCUCUCCACAAAUGGCUCAAAUAUCUCCGCCCCAUCCGAUUUAUAUUUCAACCGAAGUAAGUAUACAAGAUAGCAAAACUUGGGCGUUUCAGAUGUUUCAUAUUAUUUUCCAAAUAUCGACCGUGUUAAAUAUUCUUCAGGGACGUACCACUCAGUUCGAAUUGCUACACAGAACGGCGCGCCGGGCCAUAACCGCUCCACGCCGGAACUUCACUCGUUUCCACUGGCCGGCACCACCACCGUCCCACCCUCAUGCGCAUCCAGCUCAUCGCCAUCCAAGUUUGCAGCAUCAAACGCUGCCACCACAGCCAACGCAGGUUUCACUAUCUGCCACACCGUCCGCCUAUUCUGGCAUUCUGUUGAACUUCCUAGCCAUGUUCCCGUUGUCAACAUACGGUCAGCCGGAUCUUAAUUCACCCGACACAAACGAAACAGAGAACUACGAAGCCCUGUUGAGUUUAGCAGAACGUUUGGGAGAGGCAAAACCGCGAGGUUUGGCACGGCCAGAAAUUGAUCAGCUGCCAAGCUAUAAAUUCAAUGCUGAAACCCAUACAGGAGACCAAACUUCCUGCGUUGUCUGUAUGUGCGAUUUCGAGGCAAGGCAGAUAUUACGCGUUUUGCCAUGCUCACAUGAGUUCCACGCUAAGUGCGUUGACAAGUGGUUAAGGUCAAAUCGAACCUGCCCAAUCUGUCGUGGUAAUGCGUCUGAGUAUUUUGAAGGCACCGAGGAACAUUAAAUUAGUUUAAUUCCAAUCACAUGCAGGUUCGCAGAGCUAACAUCGAAGCUUUACUUCGUUUGUAAUGACUUUUGUGAAACUUCUGCCGUACAAGUUGUGAAAUGAAGAUGCUGUCACUUUGUUUGAUUGCACUGAAGAAGGCCGAUGGAAAAGCAAAUUUAUCCUUGCUAUGAGACAGCAUGAUCGGACUACAUCAGAAGAGAUGAUAAUGUAUACGUUGCUUUUCUCUGACAUGCAGUUUCGCUAUCACUAGUGAUUGGGAAUCGGUUUCGAGUUCCGCUGAUCAGUAAACACAUCUUUAUCAAAUAUUUGCAAAUUAUUGGUCCUGUGAAAAUUUUCAACUCGUAUGGUUUAUAUAUUAGUACAUGUUGUAGUUUAAAUAACGUAAGUUUUCCUCAAGCAUAAAAACUGUUAUUGCAGUAAACAGACUUGAAUUUUUCUAAUGAACGUCGAUAUGUCGAUUCGGAAGAUGCACCCGCCUCUAAGACAUUCUCAAGUAGCAAUAAAGCAAUUUUAUACCCAGUGAAAAUCGUAUUUUAGAGAAAAAAAUAGCAUUAAGCGGUUCUUGCAAAAGCAUUUAUUGUUCUUUCCCCCCAAAUAAUAAAAUUUCUAAAUCUUCUAUUUUUUAAAUAUGAUAUGAAACUAAAAGUAAACACAGAAUAUAUGGUGUGAGAAAUAAUGCAACGCAUAUUGUUAGCUUUAUUUUUGUAAUCAGUGUAAUCCAUAGAACGAAAAAAUAUAUCGGUGUGAUCGGAGUGUUAAUAAACAUUUCCAAGUUAUUGUCUAAAAUAAUAACAUAAUAUAAAAUUUCACAGUAAAGUUCAGCGUGACAAAUGACGGUUUGAACACUGUCAGGCCAAAAUGAAUUUUCACCCAUCAAGAAAGGGUCGCUUGAAUGAGAAACAAUGUGUGGCUAACUAAUUCUCUUCGCUAAUCGAUGUGCUCUUAAUAAAUCUUCUCGAUAUUUCGUAACCAACGCCGUUUGAACCUUCUAGAUUGACUUUUCGAAUAAACUGAACUUGAUGCUUCUCAGUCACAUUAUUAUCGUAUUACGUGUUGACUCAAUAGUUUUCCUAUAAUAUUGAGUCAACUGUCAACGCAACUCGCGAUUCUGUAGCUUAACAAAACAAAUGUUAAAACUGCAUCAGGACGAUUCAGUGCUUUAUUUUUGAAAUUAAUUGACAUAUUUUUCGUAAUUCAAUGGUGGCAACAAUUUUUUGAUAAUUUUCAGUUAUGUUAUCUCUUCAUAAAUAACAUCAUAUUUCAAUAACUAGAGAAUCAAUCCGUAAACGUAGUAUAAUGUUAGAUUUCUUGAUUACAAUUCGUACAUUACUUUAUAUUCACAAUGACGAAAACCAAAACAACUUGAGACUACAUUUUCGGUCAUUUUCUUCAUUGUUUUGAUUGGAAAUUUGAAGUCAUUUUUCUGUAGCAUCAUGUUUUCAUGUGUAUCAAGCUUUUGGCUUUGAUGUAAUGAUUAAAACAGCGUGUACGUAUAAGAAGUGUGCUAUUUUUCGAUCAAGACGCAUCCGUGGAACUGUAGCUAUACCUAUAUAAUCAUCUUUCGUGAUAUCUGAUAUCGAUAAAUAUCAUAAAGUAAUCGUAGUUUUGAACCAUAGUGUUAUUGCGCUUACCAAAUCUUGUUUGUGUUUUGUUAAAGCAAUAGAUUCUCAAGUGAAUAAGUGAUCCUGCCAUUGAUAACCAUGAUCGAGCUCUUUGAAAUUGUUUCUUACAGUAUGUAGUGCUGUUGUUGGUGAACAUGAUGUUUGACUCAUACCGAUGCAUCAUUCUAACAUUGUUAACGAAAAAUAACUUUCCGAUUUUCGACAUUUGAUUCAGAGGGAGGAAGUCUUUCUUUCCGGUUUUGAUUUUCAACAAAUUUGGCUGCGAUAUUCUCCCACUUUUGAAUCAGACUUCGAUAAUGCGAAUGGUAAUAACAGAAAAAAGGAACACUCUAAUAACAUCCACUACAACAUAACAUGUAAAAAAAAACUAAUGUGUGCCAUUUUGUACUUUCAAGUUACAGUAGCCAUUACCGUGCUUCGAAAAUAAGUGAAACGAAUCAAAACAAGAGGUUCUAACUGUUUUAUAGCGUAAACAUUGAAAUAGUAGAAAUUCAGAUGAAUAAAUCAUAUAUUAAUGUGGCGUUAAUUUGUCUAGAUUUCUUAUAAGUGAUGAAAUAUCAGAAAUAAUACAGGAAUAUAGAUUUCGAAUGUCAUAUUUGCUAACAGAGAAGAAAAAACAAAAGCACCAGGUUCAAUAAAAUCACAUUACUUAGAAAUUUAUUAGUUUCAUUGCAGAACGAAGCACACACAUAUAUUUUUUAUGUCCCAGGAACAUGUGCUUCGUCAGGUCACAAACUACAGACUGUCAUUUGCGUUGCAUCUAUCAGUAAGUAAGCACGUUCGGGUUCAUUUAUUUCAAACUCAAUUAGAAGGAUAGAAAUUUUUCCUAUUUAGUUUAUAAGAUGGAAAGUGUUUUGGUCUGUUCUAUGCUUUUUGUUCUUAGUUGUGUAGCAGAAAAAAAGAUGAAAUAAUUUAAGCACAAUGUUACUCGAGAAUCUUUUUUCCAUAA